This is a messenger RNA of Penaeus vannamei (Pacific white shrimp), 855 nucleotides long. The record is from RefSeq and is a predicted model, not a curated record. Lineage: Eukaryota; Metazoa; Arthropoda; Malacostraca; Decapoda; Penaeidae.
CUCUAGUUUUUGAAGUUUUUCCAAGAAUUUGGAGGGUGCCCAGCCAUCUGGCAGCUUCAUGAGUGGUCCAACUGGCUCACCCCAACCAAGAUGAGCAGUCGGAGGUUUGACACUAUUUUCUUCAUUACCUUUGUGGAUAGCCUACCAGAGCUUAACCAUGAUGACAAGGAAAUCUCAGAGAUACAGACAUCAUCACUAAGCAGCAUUCUGAAACAGUGGAACAAUGGAGACCUGUGGCUUCCUCCUCCCCAGUUGUAUGAAAUCAGUCGUUUUCUGCAGUUCUCGCACUUUGACACAAUGAAAUCUUUUGCACAAGAACGCUCAAAAAAAGGGCUCGAGCGAUAUUUACCAGUGCGAGUCAACACAAACAAUGGUGUUAUAAGCAUACUCCCAGGGGAUGACCUCUACCCUGAGACACCAGACUUAUAUGGAGAAGAAGACAUACAAAGUAUUGAUGCAUCUCUCGAGGAACUGCGCCAGAAUGCCCAGUGCUUGCAUCGAAUGGAGUUGAAAAGUCGUCAUAACUGUCAAAUUGCCAUGAAUAUUUCACCUAAGAAUGGCCAAGUGAAACCUGCAGAUUUUGCGGAUUUGUUUGAAGAUUCAAAAUUGUAAGACUUUGCUGUAAAUAGUAAUAGCAAUUGUCCUAGUGAGAGAUAUUAUUUUUGAUACAUUUGGUACAUAAAGUUUAGUCAAUGGUAAAAGUUUAAAAGUGAUAGGAUUUAACUGUAAAUAAAAAAUAGUUGCAGAAGUGACAAAGAAUCUGAUUCAUUUGUUUUUAUUUAUGUUGUUGCUUAUAUAAUGGAAUUAAUCAUUACCUUCAUUAUGACUGGAACAAAAUAAAACGUACAAUUCAUA